UUUUGUCAAUUGUGUCUAAGUUCUGUCCAUAUAAAUCGCACUGACCGUGUCGCAGGAUGUUCAUUUCUUCAGCAGCGAAUGUAACGAACGCUUUCAGACUUCAUUCUCUAUUACGUUAUUUUAAUGAUGUGAUGAACUUUGAUUUGUCGAACUUUUUUUCGAAGUGCUUUUUAUAAAUAAUAACAAUGAAGAUCCUAAUGAGAGCGGACACCCAUUACAGCAUCGCUGUAACCGGAGCAUAUGAACCGAAGUACACUUUUUCACAGGUUUUAGCUGCUAUUGCUGUAUCGAUGGGCUCCAUGAUUAUAGGAUUCUCGUCAGGUUACACUUCAACUGGUCUUGUUACAAUGAAGAAUAGCACUGUUAUAUCAGUCAGUAAAGAACAGGCUAGUUGGAUUGGAAGCUUGAUGCCUUUGGCGGCACUCGCAGGUGGAGUGAUCGGUGGACCCUUGGUGGAUUAUUUAGGAAGGCGUAGAACUAUACUACUUAUAGCUCCGCCAUUCUGCGUGGGAUGGAUAGUUAUAGCCAUAGCACACGUUGUCGAAUUGGUUUUUGUCGGGCGUGCUAUUUGUGGAUUAUGUGUUGGUGUGGGAUCUUUAGCCUUUCCGGUUUAUUUAGGGGAAACAAUCCAACCAGAAGUCCGAGGAACUUUAGGACUAUUCCCUACAGCAAUUGGUAACAUAGGUAUCUUAAUUUGUUACCUAGCUGGCACAUAUUUAGACUGGUCCGCGCUUGCAUUUCUGGGUGCUGCUAUGAACAUUCCAUUCUUUAUUUUGAUGUUCAUUAUCCCGGAGACACCCCGAUGGUAUAUUUCGCAUGGUCGCAUGGAAGAAGCUCGAAAAGCACUACAAUGGCUUAGAGGGAAAAAUUGUGAUAUCGAGAGUGAAAUUCGAGAGAUUGCAGUUUCAGACGCAGAGGCUCAAGCCGAUGAUGCAAGCAUACGAGAUCUUUUUAGCAUCAAAUAUACGAAGGCGAUACUUAUUUCUCUCGGUUUGAUGGCUUUCCAACAGCUUUCUGGUAUAAAUGCCGUCAUAUUCUAUACUGUGACAAUAUUUCAAAUGUCAGGAAGUUCUGUGGACGAAAACCUUUCAGCAAUUAUUGUAGGAAUCGUUAAUUUCGCUUCCACUUUUGUCGCUACGGCGCUAAUAGAUAGAGCUGGACGAAAAUUGUUAUUAUAUAUCUCUUCAGUGACCAUGACUAUUACUUUAAUUAUUUUGGGUACAUUCUUCUAUGUUAAAUACCAAGCAAAAUUAGAUGUAUCUGAUUUGGGUUGGUUACCACUGACUACCGUUAUGAUAUACUUGUUAGGAUUCUCACUGGCUUUCGGGCCAAUACCAUGGUUAAUGAUGGGUGAAAUUUUGCCAGCAAAGAUUCGAGGUAGCGCUGCUUCAAUCUGCACGGCAUUUAACUGGCUAUGUACAUUUAUUGUAACAAAAACAUUUCAGAACAUUGUUGAUGCGAUCAGCGCGGCGGGCACGUUUUGGCUCUUCGGGAGUAUUUGUUUUGUAGGCUUAUUCUUUGUUAUUGUUUGCGUACCAGAAACGAGAGGCAAAAGCCUUGAUCAAAUUGAAAAUAAAAUAACCGGUAGAGAAGAGAAACCCAGAACUCGUCGACUAAGCUCGAUAGCAAACAUUAAGCCUUUGCCAAACGGAUGCUAAGAAGAUGUUUUAAGCAUUUAUUAAUUGAAUAAAAUUAGCUUUAAAGUAGCAAUUAAUAACUUUUACUAUAUUCUUUUCACAAUUUUUAGGCAGUAAAAACGUUGUGUAGAAAAAGAUUUCUAUAAAAAAAUCUUAUAUCUAAUAGUACAAUGGUAUCAUACUUAGUUGUUGUAACUGGUUCUAUUGGUAGGUAGACUUUACGAGGAUUAUAAUUUAUGACAUGAAUGCCAAAGUAUUUUAGUAGUUUUUAUUGGGAAAUUAUUACAUUUAGUAACUAUUUAUAAUGAUUUUAUUUUGUAGUUUGUAUCAUACACUACUUCAUGUAAAAUACUAAGCUUUUUGGCAAUCUUAUAACAGAGUUUAAUCUAUGCCGUAAAGUUAAAAUCAUAAGUUACUUAUUUAGUUUGGUGGUAGGACCUCUUGUGAGUCCGCACGGGUAGGUACCACCGCCCCGCCUAUUUCUGCCGUGAAGCAGUAAUGCGUUUCGGUUUGAAGGGUGGGGCAGCCGUUGUGACUAUACUGAGACCUUAGAACUAUAUCUCAAGGUGUGUGGCGCAUCUACGUUGUAGAUGUCUAUGGGCUCCAGUAACCACUUAACAUCAGGUGGGCUGUGAGCUCGUCCACACAUCUAAGCAAUAAAAAAAAAAAAAAAUAGUUACUUAUAUUAGUUGUAAUAAAAAAUGUUUUUUUUAAACUUUAAUAUGAAAAUAAAUGGUAAGAUCUAAAGAAUAAAUUUCACUUAAUGGAAAGAGAGUCACAUCCUUAAAUUAUAAUUCGAACCAUUACAAUUCACAGAAUCAUUACAUUGAAGGCACUGUACUAAUCUCUUUUAAUCGAAUUGUGCCUAUGAAUAGAGUUAUAUGUACCUGCAAUUUCAAAUUUUAGAACUAACUAAGAAAACAAUAGUUAACUAUUAUUUUUACGAAACAAGGGGGGCCAGACCACAUGGAAUCUAUAUUGUACAGCUUUCAAACAUAUUGAUUUGUCGGUCCAAUGACUAUUAUUAUUUAUUUGUUUAAUUUGACAAGCACACAUAUUGAUAUGAAUUGUAAGUGUAACUAUGUUUCCAUUCAUGAAAGUUAGUAAACAGUUCAAGUUAAGAGGAGACAUAUUGGUAAUGUUCAAAAGUAUAUAGCCCACCCAGAACCAGGACAUGACCCAGGACCUAGGUGUUAUUAUGUUAUAUUAUGUUGUAUUAAGAGAGAAUUAUUAGAAUUAAAGAAAGUAUGAUCAAUC
This is a messenger RNA of Bombyx mori (domestic silkworm), 2894 nucleotides long. RefSeq names its product facilitated trehalose transporter Tret1. Gene Ontology annotation, molecular function: sugar transmembrane transporter activity. Lineage: Eukaryota; Metazoa; Arthropoda; Insecta; Lepidoptera; Bombycidae. The record is from RefSeq and is a predicted model, not a curated record. Gene Ontology annotation, cellular component: membrane. Gene Ontology annotation, biological process: carbohydrate transport; transmembrane transport. The transcript has 3 exons. The coding region runs from base 186 to 1658 and encodes 490 amino acids.